Messenger RNA from Cottoperca gobio, 2093 nucleotides. RefSeq names its product lens epithelial protein (gene lenep). Bases 1371 to 1565 code for a protein of 64 amino acids. NCBI's taxonomy places the organism in Eukaryota, Metazoa, Chordata, Actinopteri, Perciformes, Bovichtidae. The record is from RefSeq and is a predicted model, not a curated record. Gene Ontology annotation, biological process: multicellular organism development. The transcript has a single exon.
GGGGGGGGGGGGGGGGUUUAUUUCCUGACCAUCUGUAAAUAACAUUGACUUUUGACUUUUGACUUCUGAGCUUAGUGUUGGAUUAUUGUUUUCAAAGUUGUAUCUUUUAAUGACUUAUUUGAUAAGUAAUUUACGCACCACAGCACUGAGGUAGCUUUUCUUAAAGCCAAUUGGACUUGUCAAAAAAGGUCGAUGCCAAACUCGUGAAAUAUGAGACGGGAUCUUUCAAGCUAAACCUUACCUAGUCCUCAGACCCUGAAGUGGGUUUGCAUGUAAUUUAACAUGCACACACACACAUACCAGAGUGACAGCUGGGCCAGUCCGACACACACACUCUGCCUCUUCAGGUGUUUAUAGGUCAGAGAUAUGAAAACCAGAGCUUUAAGAUCUGCCAUUACUGUGUGUGUGUGUGUGUGUGUGUGUGCUGAAACGGACCCACCUGACCCUCUGCAUCAUUAGUGAACCGGUCCCGUGUUAUCAUCGUUCAUCACAGAUGCCUUUUGUUGCAUGAAAAUCCUUUAAAAAAAUCAAAAAACAAAAGUGUUGUUUGUCGUUGGUGAUAGUGAUAGUGUUGAUGAUGCUGUUGUACUUUUUACUUUGUGAAAGCCAAAGGUUAAUUUCAAAUAGCGUGCACAGAUAUUGAUUUUUACUUUGUGUUUCUGUUUUAAUACUUUUUUUGUUUUUAGGGAAACAUUUGUGUUUACACCUGUAUCUGAAAAUAUAGAUUGCAUAUAUAAAUACAUAUAUCAUUCAUCUCUCUCUGUGAGUUUGGCUUUUGAUAUAAGUGUGUGUUUAGCCUGAGUGUUUGUGCUUUUGUUGGACAGGUUUUUUUUAACAAGAUCCCUUUCAUUUUUCUAUCAAAGUACACCAAAAGCUUUGAUUUGAAAAUGAAACAAAACACACACUGCCAGAAGGUAUGAUUGCCUGUCACAUACAGUACUGUCCUAAACAAAGAGUGGGGUGCAGUGGGAGUUGUAUUGCAGCGACUGGAACUCUCUUGUUUGUGAACAGAUGAGCCUGUAAUGGUAGGGGGCUGAUUCAGGGAUUAUUAGAGCCCAGAGAGAGUGUGUGUGUGUGUGGGGUCCUAUACAACAGAGGGGGACAGUGCACAGCAAAGGUUAACAAGGCCUUUAAUCAAUCAGCCAAUGUUUGAAAGCGGGGAACAGUCUAGAAAAAGCAGGUAGUGAAUGGAGGCAGCUUGCAGUUCGUAUAGGAAGUUAUAAGUAGAGGAGCUAACUGUGCCAGGAAUACGGAGCAGACCUCAGCUGUUGCACUGGCACAGCCUGAUCAGAUUUGUCAGACCUCAACUCCCAUCUCCUCUCGUCGACUGCCCUCCUUGUUGCAUCUGCCUCGUUUUCCUCUCUGGAGCUAUGCAUCCCCAGCGUCCUCUUCCCCAGGCCAUGCCCUCUUCCUCUCUAGGGAAGCAUCUGCGGGACAUGGCCAUGGGUCUGGGAAGAGGCAAGAACUUCUUGGGAGGAAACAUUGCCUACGGUUUCAUCCAGUCUGUUAAGGAGUGCCUCUAUUUCCUCCUCUGCUGCUGGUGCAUCAAAGAGAUCCUGGACUGACUGACUGAGAGAGAGUAGAUCAAGUGGUUAAACAUUGAUUUUUCCCCUCUUUUCCGUUGGCUUCUAUAGUGUAAUUUCAACCGUCUUUUAUUUAAACGAGAAUGCAGUGUUUGAUCAGCGGUACUGGAAAAGCAUUGGCAAGUAUGAGUCUCGUCUCAUAUGACGACAAACUAGCACUGGAGCACUUAGGAAAUCUAUCUAAUUUAUAUAAUGCAAUUUAUGUUAAAUCAAAGCUCUUAAUUUAAAAAAAGCAGCAAUUUCAAUGAGGACUAGGUGUACCUAAUCUUACCUUUAUUUAACGUGUUGAAAUAUUGUUAUCUCUGUUUUUCAGUGUUUGUAGGAUGCUCUUCUUGGGUUCCAGGAAAACACGUGCACAUUUUCAGAAGCUACAAAUGUUCACUGAGAGACUGGGUCAGAGUUUCCUGAGUUCAACCCUGCUGAUCUGAGAUUCUGAGGAAUGGCAGUCCUGGUGUUCACUGUACAACAGUACAAACUGGUGUGCAAAUGAAUAAAGGAACUGAUGACUAG